Messenger RNA from Thrips palmi, 6273 nucleotides. RefSeq names its product voltage-dependent calcium channel subunit alpha-2/delta-3 (gene stj). The record is from RefSeq and is a predicted model, not a curated record. The transcript has 27 exons. Gene Ontology annotation, molecular function: voltage-gated calcium channel activity. Gene Ontology annotation, cellular component: voltage-gated calcium channel complex. The coding region runs from base 289 to 4188 and encodes 1299 amino acids. NCBI's taxonomy places the organism in Eukaryota, Metazoa, Arthropoda, Insecta, Thysanoptera, Thripidae.
CCAGCGGCCCCAGCAGGCCCCAGCCAGAGGAGCCAGAGCCCCGACACUGCCCGACUGCCCCGACGAGUGCUCCGCCCGCUCCGCCAUGACCGUGUUUUCGUUGGCCUCGCGUCCGGCCGAAAUGCUCGCGAACCGUGCCGUUUUCUGACUCUGCGUGUCCGCCGCGUGUCCGAGUCACGCGUCCGUCCCGUGUCGCCGUGUCGUGUCGCGUCGCGUCGCCGCUAGGGCAGCGGGCGGGCAGCAGCCAGGGCAGUGGGCGGGUAGUAGUAGGGGCCUGCCAGGUGGGACAUGGUUACCUGGCCGGCCGCGUUCACGCUCCUCAUCCUCGCCCUCCUGCCCUCCCUCGUCCUCCUCAUCAAGUACGAUGCCGAGACGGCGGACCGCCAGGAGUCCAUCAGGAACGUCGUAGUACAAACUUGGGCUGAAAAACUUGGACUUGAGCUCUGGAACUUCGGAGAACAUGUCACGAGACGGAAGGAGGUCCAAGAGAGCUACAAGGCAGCCACCGUGGAGCCGCGGGAGGGCGGGAAACUGUUGGACGAGAUCGCGCAGGACAUCGAGAACAUGAUGCUCCUCAAGAUCAGCGCCGUCAAGCGCAUCAUGGACGCCGCCCAGGAGAUGGCCAUGUCCGCGCCCGACGAGGUCGUCAACGACUUCCCCUACUUCAACGCCAAGCAGCUGGUGAACCCCGGCAGCGUCGGCGAGACGGAGAACGGUAACGGCAACGGCUUCGUCUACGGCAACGGCUUCUACGGCGAGCCGCCGUCCCUCUCGGAGCGGCCGCAGGAGAUGCUGCUCACGCCCAACAAGCACUUCUCCAACAUCCCCGUCAACACGUCGCUGAGCGCCGUGCACGUGCCCACCAACGUGUACGACGGAGCGCCCGAGGUGAUGCGCGCCAUCAAGUGGUCCCAGGACCUGGACCGCAUCUUCAUCCACAACUACCGCGGGGACCCGUUCCUGUCCUGGCAGUACUUCGGCAGCUCGUCUGGCUUCAUGCGCCAGUUCCCAGCCAUGCAGUGGAAGCAGGACCCGGUGGACCUGUACGACUGCCGGACGCGCUCCUGGUACAUCGAGGCGGCCGCCAGCCCCAAGGACGUCCUCAUCCUGGUGGACAACUCGGGCUCCAUGACGGGCAUGCGGCGUGAGAUCGCGCGCCACGUCGUCAACAACAUCCUGGACACGCUGGGCAACAACGACUUCGUCAACAUCCUCACCUUCGCCGACGAUGUGAUGGAGGUGGUGCCCUGCUUCAAGGAGACCCUGGUGCAGGCCAACCUGGCCAACAUCCGGGAGCUCAAGAUGGGCAUGGAGGACAUGGAGACCAACUCCAUCGCCAACUUCUCCUUGGCGCUGACCAGGGCGUUCGACAUCUUGCAAAUGUACCGAGGCGCGCGGCUGGGCGCGUGCUGCAACCAGGCCAUCAUGCUCAUCACCGACGGCGUGCCCUACAACUUCAAGGAGAUCUUCGAGGAGUACAACUGGCGGUCCAUGCAGCCCGAGGGCUUCAUGCCGGUGCGCGUCUUCACGUACCUCAUCGGCCGUGAGGUAGCCGACGUGCGCGAGGUCAAGUGGAUGGCGUGCGCCAACCGGGGGUACUACGUGCACCUGAGCACGCUGGCCGAGGUGCGGGAGCAGGUGCUGCACUACGUGCCCGUGAUGGCUCGGCCGCUCGUCCUGGGCCGCGUGGAGCACCCCAUCAUCUGGACGCCCGUCUACGCCGACGUGACGGACCCCAAGAUGACGGACUGGUUGUGGGAGGUGCGAGAGAGCUCGGAGCAGAAGAAGAUCUUCCAGAACUACCGGAAGGACAAGCAGGGUUUCCUCAUGAAGGUGGACCGCGAUCCCCGCCACUUCAGGAAGAAGAACAGAAACGACCCGAACUCGAAAUACAACGACUACCAAUUGAUGACGUCAGUGUCGAUGCCCGUUUAUGACCUGCGCGAAAAUGCGAACAUCACUGAGCGCGUGCUAAUAAACGAAGCUUAUUGGGUUACUGAGACCAGAGAGACGCGGGUGGCCAACCUGCUCGGCGUGGCCGGGACGGACGUGCCGAUCCAGGAGAUCCAGCGCCUCAUGAACGCGCACAAGCUCGGAGUGAACGCGUACGCCUUCCUCGUGACCAACAACGGCUACAUCCUCGUGCACCCGGACCUGCGGCCCACGUUCGGCGACAUCCUGAAGCCCAGCUACAACGCGGUGGACUUCGCGGAGGUGGAGCUGGUGGACGAUGCGCGCCGACCGCGGGAGCUGGACCCGGUGCUCACGCAGCUCCGGGACGACCUGGUGAACCAGAACAACGGCUCCAAGUACAUCGACGUCAAGUACCACUACGACGACAUGCGCCGCAUCGGCCUGGUGCGCCGCCACUACUACUACCGGCCGCUGCUCAACUUCUCGCUGGCCAUCGCCGUGCCCGAGCCGUACGGCAAGCACCGCGUCCGCGCCGAGCUCGAGAUCCACCGCGUGCACAUCGAGGGCAAGCACAACGUGAUGGACUACUUCAAGGGCAAGAACUGGAAGGUGCACCCCGACUGGGACUACUGCAAGUACCUGUACGAGGCCGAGCACAGCUUCGAGACGCCGGAGGCCGAGCUGAUGCACUUCCUCAACAAGACGGGGCGCAGCGGCUGGAAGUGGCUCACCAAGCGGAACUUCCCGUCGCCCGAGCAUGCCGGCAACACCUCCGGCACGCCCUUCAACAAGGACCACUACUUCUGUGACCGGUCGCUGUUCCAGUCGCUGGUCAUGGACGCCAAGGUCACGGAGUGGUUCAACAACAACCUGGCCGCGCCCAGCGACAAGGGAGCGUUAGCGCUGCUACUUUUAUUGCUGCCAAGGAAGGAGUACCAGGCGCGCUACGGCUUCUGCAUCGCCUUCAUGGCGACGCACAGCGGGCUCACCCGCUGGAUCGACUUCCACGCCAACGAGGCCAACGUCCACGACGACCAGCACUUCAGCGAGAUCCACAACCGAGCCAUCGACGAGCUGUGGUACCAGCGCGCGGUGGAGCAGUUCGAGGAGAGCAACUCCAGCUUCGUGUACUCGGUGCCGCACCAGGAGUCAGAGGGAGGGGUGCUGGGCGGUCCUAUCUGCAGAGGCUACAAGAACGGCACGCUGGUGACGGCCAGCCACGCCGUGUUCCACUACGACAGCCACAAGGGCACGCGCGCGCCCGCCGCCGUCGUGGGCUUCCAGGUGCAGCACUCGGCCCUGCACACGCUCUUCACCAACAUCACGUCCACCGCCUCGCCGCAGCUCUGCGGCGGCAAGAAGUGCAAGACGUGCGAGUCCAACGAGGUGGACUGCUUCGUGCUGGACAACCACGGCUUCGUGGUGGUGUCCGAGGAGCUGGCGCACACGGGCCGCUUCUUCGGCGAGAUCCGCGGCGCCAUCAUGGAGAUGCUGGUGCGGGAGAACAUGUACCGCCGCAUCACCGUGUACGACUACCAGGCAGUGUGCUUCCGGCCCGACGGCCAGAUCAGCGCCGGGCCCAGGCGCGCCGUCACGCCCUGGAUGCACCUCAAGAUGCUGGCGCACUGGCUGUUCACGGCGCUCAUCUGGCUCGGCACGCACACCAUGGCGCAGGCCGGCGCCCUCAUGCAGGUGUCUCGCGACCAGGAGGCGGACUACACGGACGCAGACAUCGCGUACGACAACGCGCCGGACCCGACGGUGCCGAACGGCCUGGAGGACAAGGUGACCAAGGUGCCGAUGGAGCGCCUGUUCCAGAAGCUGCUCAUCAACCGGACGCGGCCGCAGCCUUGCGACCAGCAGGUGGACCUGUUCCUGCUGGCCAACACGUCGGACAAGGGCGGCGGCGGCGGGCCCCGCGGCAUCCACAUGCCCAUGGCGGGCUGCGAGCGGCCCUUCGUGGCGCACAGCAUCCCGCACAGCAACCUGCUGCUGCUCGUCGUGGACGCGCUGUGCCCGCAGGUGGAGCACGAGGUCACCCUCAUCCCCCAGGAGGUGCUGUACAACUCGUCGCUCAGCUGCUUCAAGGUGGGGUCCUCGUGGGACCUGAACCGGAAGAAGCCCCGGUCCUGCUUCAACCACCACCCCAAGGAACGGGAAAUAGAGCUCUGCGGGAGGGGAGCGUUCCAAGGUGCCAACUUGCUCCUUAGCAUUUGCCUCGCAUUGGUGACGCUAUGCAUAGGGGCAGGUCACAGCCUUCUCAGACUUUUGUGAGGUUGAAACAUUCCUAUCCGUUAUUGUUUGAUAUAGUGAGCCCGUUUGACUGUGAUAUACGAUUAGUAUUUUAAAUUUAAGCUCCCAGUGUGAAUAUGAGAUACUCCCUACUUUAUACAUUCCCCAAGUGAAGAACUGACAAUGACAGGUCAUUCCCUUUGAAGAUGCGGGGUCACUCUUGCUUGAUGCUUCUGUUUUUAAUGCACCAUUAAAUUUCCCCCUAUAUUUACAUUUAUUUUUAAAACAAACCCAGGUGGAGAUAUAUGUAUAUGAUAUUAUUAAACUAAACUAAAAUUGAAAAUCCCAAAUUAUUGAGGGAAAAAAUUUAAGUACCUUUUAAAAAUACUUCCAACAAAUUUUGUUCUUUAUUGAUAAAGGUCGUACACAAGCAGUUACCUUUCUGUACCCUUCCAAAACCCACGCCAAAAAUUAUGAAAAAAAGGAAGAAAAAUACGGUCUUUUUUUUGUUAGUACGCACUGUGUAUUUGCAAACCAUUUAUACCUAUAUAACUAUUUGUCUUUAUCUUCGGAAGGAAACAAAUAUCAUAGUAUGUAUUAUAUCAUUAUGGUGCUGAUAGAUGAAGAUAGAGGUAUUAAUCUGUAAGAGUCUGAUUGAUGAGUAUCAAUAUCAAAAGUUAUGGCAUAUACGUCCACAAAACAUAUCCCAGAAUGUUACACAUGUCAUAAGUUUUAAAACAGUUAAGUCCUUCUGUUAUGAAUCUGCUCAACAAUUUGACAUAUUGCACUGUAAGCUGAGUGCAAACUAUUUGGUUUAACAUUUCUACUGUAAAAAAGAAUUGUACUUUUUCUUUUUUGUUAGAAUACAAAACCUCAUGUUCAACUGAGCCCUUGCUGAAGAUCAUCUCUUACUGGAGAUUGAAGAAAGUUCUUACCCCUCCCUACCAUGGUCCUGUGUAAGUUACCUUCACCUUCAGAUAAUUUGGGACAAACAUUGUGUGACCAAUGAGUUCACCCGUCCAACUAUUUGCUUCAUUCCCUGCCUUUUUGAAAAUGAGCAAAAUCUUUACAGAGUCUCAUUUUUCAUUUUCUUUUGCUUGUGGCAUACCUCCUUGUAAAAUGUCGCAGCUGCUUUGAAGGUAGUCUGACGACAUAAUGUCUAAUGCUUUGCAAGAAGACGUUACCUGCAAUUUUAAGUAACUUUUCCCUCUUCUCUAUUUUUUGUAUUUCUUUUAAGAAUAACUAUGUUAAAGACUACAAUGCAACUCUACACUUUUGAAUUCCAAUUUGAGAUCCAAUAACUGUUACUUUUGUCUGUUGCAUCCAAGAACUGCCUUUCACUUGUCCUUCUGGAAAUCAUAUCAUGCAUUUUGAACUUCUUCUAAAAACUGAAUGGAAAAGAAUUUUAUGUAAAAAUGCACGGAUGAUAGGUUGAUAUGGAACUGGUAUUUUGUUAUGUGGUAGAGGCAAUACACAAAACAGUAAAUCACAUUGUUUACUGUUGUUGGGAUUGCAAUUUAGAAAGUCGCAUUUACACAGCUACAGCAUGAUGCUAAGUUUGUAAUACCUGAUUGUGUGUAAAUCAGUUGAAUAGGAUGCUUUAGGCAUAAUGCGCUUGGUGGGAUUGGAUCAUUUUGGCAUUGAUGCUUUGCCACUAGCAACAUACCAGGUUUUGUGGCAAAAGAAGUGAAAUUAAUGUUAACUAUGAUGAAGGCGACUUUUUAAAUUACACCUCAUUGGGCACAAUACUUGUUCUUUUCUGUACUGUCAGAAAGUGACAGAGCGUCGUCAAUACAGUUUCCACAGAUAUCUUUGUUAUUUGUGCAUUGCUAACUCUGAACAGAUAUUGGUCCAGUGGUCCAAGGUUGCAACUCUAUGUUGAUUAGUUUCUUUAGUCUACUGUUCCUGAACAUCCCAUCUAUUUUGAAUCACCUUUAUGUCAGGAUGAUAAUACUGCUGUGCAGUGGUCACCUGAAUCUUUGCUUUGGGAACAGAAAAUUUCAGCAUUUAAAUUUACCACAUGAUUUUAUUCAUAACUGACUACGUAUACCUAAUUUCUCUACCCUUUUGUAAAUAUUGUGAUUAUUAUUACUUUGUAAGAUUGUGUGAUAAAACUGAUCCCAUUUA